Mercenaria mercenaria is the source of this 11356-nucleotide messenger RNA. RefSeq names its product low-density lipoprotein receptor-related protein 6-like. The record is from RefSeq and is a predicted model, not a curated record. Lineage: Eukaryota; Metazoa; Mollusca; Bivalvia; Venerida; Veneridae. The transcript has 15 exons. The coding region runs from base 120 to 4949 and encodes 1609 amino acids. Gene Ontology annotation, molecular function: protein binding.
UAGUAAUGGCCGCCUACAUGAGCAAGAAUGAUCGGUGUGAAAUUAAAUUAAAUUUGCGGCGUUAGUGAUCAGUGUACUAGUAUGACUUGUGUAAAGAGAAUUGUUAAUUAUCCCUAAGGAUGGGAAUAUUAAUCUUAUCCCUAUAUUUUGCAGGAAUAGUGUCAUUUGCUCAAGGAAUACCCCAGCUUCUGUUCGCCAACCGGAAAGAUAUCCGUCUUGUCAAUGUCACCGGUGGAAAACCAAACGUGACAGUCGUCGUGGGCAACCUUGACGAUGCGGCUGCAGUGGAUUUCAUGUAUAGCGAAGGUUACAUUUUCUGGACGGAUAUCAAUAUUGAGGUGAUACAACGAGCUGUUAUAAACCGCACACAGCAAACAAGGACAGGAAUUAUCACUACCGGACUUGUCUCCCCUGAUGGCUUGGCAUGUGACUGGAUUGGGAAGAAAUUGUACUGGACAGAUGCUGAAACCAACCGAAUCGAGGUCAGCAAUGUAGAUGGAAGUUACAGGAAAGUCCUUUACUGGGAAGAUCUUGACCAGCCUCGGGCCAUUGCUCUGGAUCCAUUUCGAGGGUACAUGUAUUGGACCGACUGGGGAGAAGUACCAAAGAUCGAACGUGCAGGAAUGGAUGGCAGUUUGAGCACACGUACUGUAAUUGUUGAUGAAAACAUCUAUUGGCCAAAUGGACUUACAAUUGAUUACGAUGAUGAAAAAGUAUUUUGGGCAGAUGCAAAAAACAGUUACAUCCAUAGCUGUAAUUUUGAUGGUACACAUCGAAAAGUGAUAAUUGAUAAAGAUCUCCCGCACCCGUUCGCGCUCACAUUAUAUGGAGAUAACCUUUAUUGGACAGAUUGGCAGACAAAAGCUUUACAUACGUGUAACAAGAGGACAGGGAUUGAAGGCAAGAUCAUUCUGAUGGAUAUACACUCGCCCAUGGAUAUACACGUGUUUGAUGCCAACAGACAGCCAGAAGGUGAAAAUCCAUGCGGCUCUAACAAUGGCGGGUGCUCUCAUCUGUGUCUGAUGUCACCUAUCCCUCCUCGAUACAAGUGUGCUUGUCCAACUGGAGUCCGCUUGCUCAGCGAUCAGAAAACUUGUGCAGAUGGUGUAGAGGAGAUGUUGCUGCUGGCUCGUAGGACUGACCUGAGGAGGAUCUCACUGGACACCCCAGAUUUCACAGACGUAGUGCUACAGCUGGACAAUAUCAAACACUCUAUUGCCAUAGAUUAUGAUCCAGUGGAAGGUUAUGUGUACUGGACUGAUGAUGAAGUUAGAGCUAUAAGAAGGGCCUUCCUCAAUGGCACAGGUCAGAUGGUGUUGAUUGACACAGAAGUUGAUCAUCCAGAUGGAAUUGCCGUCGACUGGAUUGGACGUAACCUUUACUGGACUGAUACAGGCACCGAUCGCAUUGAAGUUGCUCGAUUAAAUGGAACAUCGAGGAAAAUACUGAUCUCAGAAAAUUUGGACGAGCCAAGAGCAUUAUGUUUGGAUCCGGAAAGAGGGACGAUGUGGUGGACUGACUGGGGUGCUGUUCCGAAAAUAGAGACAGCCUACCUUGACGGAACCAAUCGUAAAACUGUGAUUGAUCGAGACCUGGGCUGGCCCAAUGGUAUUGUUGUCGACUAUGCUGAAAACAAGAUUUACUGGUGUGAUGCAAAACUGGACAAAAUUGAAGUGGCCAAUAUGAAUGGUACAGGACGACGUGUUCUAGUCAAAGACAAUCUACCUCAUCUCUUUGGAUUUAGUUUACUGGGUGAUUAUCUGUAUUGGACGGAAUGGCAGAGACGGUCAGUAGAGAGAGUAAACAAGAAGAGUGGUGGAAACAGGACACUCAUUAUAGAUCAGUUACCAGAUCUCAUGGGGCUUAAAGCAGUCAAAGUAAAGAAAGCUGAAGGUACGAAUGAAUGUGCAAACAGUAAUGGCUGGUGUAGUCACCUGUGCCUGUAUACGCCAAAAGGUGCCCAGUGUGCCUGCCCAAUGGGACUGGAACUCAUCAGUAAAGGCAAAAAGUGUAUUGUGCCGGAAGCCUUUCUUCUCUUCACGAGGGAGCAGGAUAUUAAACGUGUGUCUCUGUCGGAAUCCCAUAGAGUUGUUCCUAUACCACUUAAAGAUAUCAAGAAAGCCAUGUCUAUAGAUUUUGAUAUCGGAGACAAUAGAAUCUACUGGACGGAUGGUGGAGAUUUGCCGUCUAUAAGCCGAGCUUUCAUGAAUGGUAGUUCUAUAGAGAAGAUUAUAGAUUUUGGGAUCGAAGGACCUGAAGGAAUGGCCGUGGACUGGGUCGCACGCAAUAUUUAUUGGGCUGAUUCUAAAACAAAUCGUAUAGAAGUUGCUAGACUUAGUGGGGCUUCAAGGAGAGUGUUGGUGUGGGAAGGUCUGAGUCACCCAAAAGCUAUUGCGCUGGAUCCACCAAAUGGAUACAUGUACUGGAUAGACUGGUCUCAACCUCCGAAGUUAGAGCGUGCCUGGCUCGAUGGAACUAACCGGGAAAUUCUGCCCGUCCAGUUCGGCCGUGUGUAUGGUCUGACGAUAGACUACACAGAGAAGCGUCUUUACUGGACUGAUAUUGACAAUAAAUGUAUAGAAUCAGCUAAUAUGUUAGGUGAGGAUCGCAAAAAAAUUGUCCAAUCAGAUAUCGAGAAGCCAAUGGCCUUGACCCAAUAUCAGGAUUACUUAUACUGGACAAACUUGGAGAAAAAGACUAUAGAGAAGGCAAACAAAACAACAGGAAACAAUCGGACUGUAGUUCUAGAAUAUGUGGAUAGUGUAAUGGAUCUACUUAUCUUUCAUGGCUCUCGACAGUCAGGUUGGAAUAGUUGUCUAGGAAACAAUGGAAAGUGCUCCCAUCUCUGUCUUGCCCUACCAGACGCUGUCAAUAACACUGACAGACAUAAAUGUGCCUGUCCCACUCAUUACACGCUGGAUUCAAACAACCGAACAUGUUCACCACCCAAGUCUUUCAUAUUGUUCAGCCAGAAGACGGAGAUAAGUCGGCUAAUCGUAGACGAUGGAAAAUCGGACACAGCUCCUGAUGUUGUUCUGCCCAUUCAAAGUUUAAACAGAUUGAAAGCUAUUGAUUAUGAUCAAAAGAAUGGUCACGUGUACUGGAUCAGCGGAAAGUCAAAGUCAAUAAAGCGUGCAAAGAUCGAUGGAUCUGAACCUGAAAAAAAUGUCAUCAAUCUCCCAGGGAUACGACCUUUUGACCUAGCCAUUGACCCCUACUCUCGUGUGCUGUUCUACUCAUGUUCUUUGAAUAAUGUGAUAAAUUUUACACAUAUUGAUUCUGAGACAAGAGGAACAGUGGUCAAGGGAAAUUUUGAACCUAGAUACCUAGCAUUGAAUCCAGAAAAAGGGUAUUUGUUCUGGACAAACAAUGAUGUGAUCACAAGGACUUUAUUUGAUGGCACAGAGCACGUGGAUAUCUUCGUGUCCAAAUUAUCAAAGCUGGGUCCAAUAACGGUCGACCCAGAAACCAACGUGCUGUUUUGGGUCGACCUUGAAGAUCAGGUCAUCGAGUGUGGGGAUUUCCAUGGGGGAAAUAGAAAACAGUUGUUCAGCGGAAAGGCAGAUAAUAAUAUACAGACAGUGGUUGGACUCGCUGUUUUCAGAGACUAUUUGUAUUGGGUGGAUAAUGAUAAGAGACUGAUUGGUCGAGUCAAUAAAAGAACGGGUAGAGAGUUAAAAUUUGUUCAAGGUCGUGUACCAAACUUAAGUGAUAUUCAUGCAGUAAUCAAUCUUGAUCAAGUGGAUGUUUUGAAGCAUCCAUGUGGGAAAGAUAAUGGUAACUGCUCGCAUCUGUGUUUUACUAAAGAGUCUGAAAAAGCUCAGUGUUCGUGUCCGAGUAAUUUAGUUCUUAGGAAUGAUGAACGCUCGUGUGCGGAAAAAACUACAUGUUCUCCCGAUCAGUUCACGUGUAAAACGGGAAAUAAGGAAUGUAUUCCAAAACAGUGGUACUGUGAUGGGUCAGCUGACUGCGGAGAUAAAUCGGAUGAAGCGGAUUGUCCUGUUUGUGACAUAGGUAAAUAUAUGUGUAAAGAUCGUGAAUGUAUUCUUGAGUCACAGGUUUGUGACGGGAAAUUUCAGUGUAGAACAAAAGAAGAUGAAGACGGUUGUUGUGAAAAGGAGUCGCAAAUCAAAUGUGCUGAUGGAUCAAAGUGCUAUGAGAAAAGUAACCGCUGUGAUGGCAAAUACGAUUGUGUGGAUCAUUCGGACGAGGAGAGUUGUCCGGAUAUUGUUAGUGAAACUACUACGCAGUCUCUCUCUGCUCAUGUUAUUGUUGCCAUAGUAGUUGGAGUGUUUUUUAUAAUUGUUGUUAUUGCUGUCGUUUUUGCGUGCAGACGUAAAACUCCAGACGCUCAUUACGACGAUCACGUUAUGAUAGCAUUAACGAAACAUUCUAACUCUAGUGAAACGCCCAAUAAUACUCUUGGAAAGAGAAGUAAAAAGCAUGAACGUAAACCUUUGAUAAUGACAACAUUAUCGCUAGGAUCUGAAAGUGCUAAUGUGUAUGAUCGUAGUCAUGUAACUGGUGCCUCAUCGAGCAGCUCUGCUGUUACACAAUAUCCCAAAGAAACGUUAAAUCCUCCGCCAAGUCCUGUUACGGACAGGUCUGUGUGUGCGGAAAAUUUCUUUGACUAUACAACAAAUAGCCCAUCAACUAUUCGUUCAUUUAAACAUAAACAUCGGAGAAGACACGUACCACCCCCACCCACAACGCCUUGCAGUACGGAUGUGUGUGAAGACAGUGAACCAUAUUUCCGGAAUAAAUAUUUUAACAAUUCAAGGGUGGAGUUGAACUAUGACUCGGAUCCAUAUCCCCCACCCCCUACACCUCGCAGUCAUUAUUUUUCAGACAUUGAUGUGACGAGUUGUCCGGACUCGCCUACUACUGAGCGGAGUUAUUUCAACCCAUACCCACCUCCCCCAUCACCAGUUGCUAAUUCGGACUGCUGAUACAUGUUAAGCCAUGAGCUCUAACUGUAGCUCGUCAUCAGAUUUAAAUCACUUUUUAAAUUAAGUUAUACACUUAUAUAAGUAAUAUAUUUAAAAAACAGACCCAAGAUUUAAGGAGAAUUUGUAUUAUAUGCAGGCUGUAAUUUGCAUUGAAAAGGUUUUUUACCAUAUAGGUUAAAUUAUGAUUUAAUGUUAUUGCAGUUCAUCUGUUAUUUACAUAGAAAAAACACCAUCUGAAAUGAUGUCGGAUUCAAAUUAUUCAUAGAUCUAAAACAUUACUAAAGAUUUGUUUUGAAAGUUUACCUGCAUAAGGAAGCUUGCUGCCUUAAUUUUCAUUAUUUAACAAUGCUUUUGUCAGUACCUGGCAAGUGUCGUCAGUCACCCAUCAUCUGGAGACUUUCGACUACAUGAGCAUGUUUUUCAGUGCCACUUUGUGAUAUUAUUAAGCAAUUUUUCGACUAUUUUUUCUUUUUCUUUUUGUUUUUCCUUUUUUUUUUGACUGCUGAAACAGGAUUUUAUUUAACUUUUUUUUUUCUUGAUAGGUUCUCCUAUAUCUGUAAAUGACUACUAUACAGCGCUUUUCUUUGACUUCUUUCAGUGAAAACUCCAUUUAUAAUGCCAAGAAAAUUGAGAGCAAUUUAAAGAUUUUCUUAAAUGAUGAAUAAAGUGAUCUCUCUAACUGUGAAUCUAUACAUACUUCUGCAAUGUUUUAGCUCAUUGUUAGGCUGCAGGUAAUAUUUUUCUGUUUUUAAGCUUGUAAUAAUAAUGAUCUAAAUUUACUAUGCAUUUACAUUGCUUUUGCAUCUAUAUAUGAGCCGCGCCAUGAGAAAACAAACACACUGCGUUAGCGACCAGCAUGAAUCCAGACAAGCCUGCGCAUCCGCGCAUCAGGAUCCAUGCUGUUCGCCUUCAAAACCUAUUGCAGUUAGAGAAACUGUUAGCGACCUGCAUGGAUUUUGAUCAGACUGCGCAGAUGCGCAAGCUGGUCUGGAUCCAUGCUGGUCACAAAGCCACUUAGUUGGUUUUCUAAUGGCGUGGCUCAUAUCGACCUUUAUAUUUACAAUUUCUAAAGAACUCGCAUGGCUGUGAUGUCACAAAAAGGUUGAACAUUUUAGAAGUCACAAUGCUCAUUUGCUGGCAGUUGGUAUGUAUCAUGUUGUCAAUAAGGUACAUGGAUUUUACUACAUGUUUUCAACGGAAGCGAAAUUAGAAUGUUAGAUACUGCUGAAUUAUGAAUUUUCAUUUUUAGUGUGUGAUAAUUAAGAAGUUGAGAUUUGAUAUGUGUGUACUGGUAUGUGUAUGUCAGAGGUGUCAAAAACCAGAAUAUGGCAAGCUUCACAUACUUUUUAUCACAAUGUUUGCUGUUUAUGUAAAAAUUAGGGAUGGCAACGGUUAACCUAGUACUCAUUCGGUGUUCCUAGUACCGAUUACGAAAUUUAGUAAUCGAGUACUUGGAAAAAAAUAAAUAAAAGAAAAAAGUCUAGAAACACAUCAAUUUCAAUGCAGCCGUUUAAACGACACCAAAGUGUCUACCUGUCAUCUUUUCGAGCAGUUACCCAGGUUAUACAAACACAUAGGUGUGAAUUGAUGCGCAAUGGUCAGUAAUGACCCCUGACAGGUAACAUUUGUUUGCAAAAUCAUGAUUGCUGUAAAUUGUAAUUUUGCUGCUUAUUGCAGUACUGCUUGUAUCAUAAACAAUUAGAAAAUCACACCACACCUGUAGGCAAACUUUAAAAUUAGCGGUACAUCAUAAACAACAUAAUCCUUUAUAAUUUAAACAAUAAACCGGUCCAAUUUUAGCCGACUUCGCAAUUUGCUCCAGAAGUUUGGCUUAGCAUUUUGUUAGUUGAGAUAUUAAAUGAGCUAUUAAAUUUUAAAAGCACAAAGUAAUUAUUUACAACUGUAUCCAAUGACAAAAAAGUUUUUUAAACAAUCUAUCCACUGCUUAUGGGAGCCGUGGUGAAACAUCUAAUGAUUUUGAAUUAUCUCCUUUUAAUAGUGAACAAAUGCUAAAUACGGCCGAUUCUCGCCUUACGGAAGCCACUUAUAACAAGUAACCGAGUACUUGAUAGAAAAAUCGGUGAGUACUCGGGUACCUAAUUCAGUACCUGUUGCCUUCCCUAGUAAAAAUAUAUACCUGAAGAACAUAAAUCUGUAGUUAUAAACAUGCAACUUUUGGCAAAGAAAGAGACUUCAUUUAAUUUUGCUGACAAUGUACAUCUGAUAUUAAUUACUUGUUUUUUUUUUGUUUAUACAUAUAGAUGUACAUGCAUCUGUCUUGAAAUCUGGACGGCAUUAUUGAGUAGUGUUAAACACGUCUUUGUGAUAGUUGAAAAUAUAUCUGGUGUAAAAGUAUUUUUUGCAGUCUGAGAGCAAAAGAGUCAAAAGUAGAGGUAUUCCGGAGAAAUAUGGAUAAUGAAUUAACAUGAAUUCUGGUUGUAUCUUUCACUCAACAAUGCUCCAGUGCUCCACUGAAAUUACAUCUUUCUAUAGAUGAUUUAUGCUUGGAAAAAAAUAAACAAAUUUUUGUUUGAAACAUUAACACAAAUCACACUAUUGAAUAGUCAACAAGGUUUUGAACGAGAAAAACCCAUGCAGAUUGACCUUGCUUUUGUAAUAGGGCACCUUGAUUUUCAUUUAUUUCAUUUACUGAUACAUUUAUUAUAUAUAUCUCAUAUGUUGCAUAGAUUGUUUCAUUUUGCCUUAGAACGAUGUGUGUUAUUUCACACUAGUUCAGUGAAUUGUAGUGCCUAAGCUCAUCAGACUUGAAUUUUAGAGGAUAACUAAAUAAAUAGCUUGAUAAAUGUUUGUACGAAGCUUUUAUAAGCAGAUAUUUAAUCUGAUAAUGUAAAAUCAAAAAUAUUUGGGAGAAAUUAAGUUUUGCACUUAUUUCAGGAUUUUUAUUGUUUUGUAAAAGUAAGUCCUUGGGCACAUUAACAAUUUAAUUGAAAAUUAAACCUUUAAGAGACUGUUUUUUUGAAUUUCACAAAUUAAGCUUACGUGAAAAUCUCCUGCAUUGCAGUGUGUAGUGUUAAAGCAUUUUUCAGGCAAUUUUCAUUGUAUUUAUAAAUCAUCUUUUGCACAAGGCUUAUUUAGACUGUAGUGAAUUGAAAGUUUUCAAUAAUUUGCUACCUCAUCAUUUGAUUUGUGUACAUACUUUUAUACAAUGUUUGUUACUAUUCAUGGUACUAGAACGUGAUUAUUUUGUCACCAUUUUUUGGUGAAAAUACAUACAUGUGCUUUUAUAAUAUAACGUUUUUGUGAUGUCAGAUAUACCUUAUAAAUUAUGUAUGGAGAGUAGAUGUAGAUAUUUUUAGUUGACUAUAUAUUUUGGUGAGAAAUAAGUAAUGCUAGAUUUUGAUUCAAAUGUCUCUGCCAAGCCAAUAGAGAAUUGGUGAUUCUACCCUGUUGCCCCAUGUAGUUCUGGGAUGAUCUGUGUGUGAAAAGAAUUGGAACCACUGCCUUACCCUUGUAUGAUCGUAAGAGGUGACUAAUAGGGUCUUUAUACUUGGUUUUGCUGUAACUCUGUGAUUCCAGCGGGUAUGCAAAUUUUGAUUCCAUACCUCAUGUUUUUAUUUCGAUGUAAAUGAGAUGUUGAACCAAAAUUUGUAGUCCUGUUUGGCGCCAUAUAACCUAUACUGUGUUGGUGUGCCGUAAAAUCCAAAUAAAUAAAUAAAUCAACCCUGGUACCAGCCGGUGCCUGAAAUAAUAUUCCUUGGGGAGCUUUGGUUCCUGGUCCACAAUUGAACCUGGAAUGUCACCAGAUGACCUAAAUUGUGUCAGCAUGACUGAUAAUCUAACAAAACAGGCCAGUAGCUCUUGUCUUGAACUUAUAUAAAUCUAAUACCGGAAAAAAUGAGGUUAGCAUUCAUGUUGCAUAAUUUCAUUCAGCCUUCCAUUUUCAUUGCCUGUUUGAUUGGAACAAUUUCUUUUUGACAAGCUUUGCUUGUCAUAUCAGAUCUCCGUUCUAAAAAAUGUCAGUAUCUUGGCCAGUAAUGAAAACAUUCAAAGUCAUCAACUCUUAAUUAUAACAAAGUUUAGUUCAUCUUUUGGUGCUACCUGGGUAUAAAUCGUUAUAAGAUGAAAACUUACUGCAUCACAGAUUCAAGAGGAGAACAGGUUAGUACUGGUGCAGAAGCCGGGGACAGUGGUAAGGCUACUUGCCUGCCAUGAUAUCAUUGAAAUGCAGUUGUAAAUCGGUGCUAAGCCCAAAACAAACAAGGUGGCACUGCUAUACCCAAUGAGUGAAGUUCAUUGAAGUUUAAUUUUUAUGACGAAAAGCAGAAAAUCACUUUGCAACUUGCAAAAUGUAUGAUUUGAGAUAGAUAGUUGAGUCAAAAUUUAGGAGAUAUGAUUAUUAUAAACCAAAGAUAUACUAGUGUUGUUGUGUGAGCAUUUGUAUCAAAAUGUUACUAUGGUUACCUACUGUAAACCAGGCAGUUUUGUAUAAAAGUGUGAUUUUUUUCAUUCUGAAAGUAUUUUUUUCACACUUUCGUUCUUUGUUGUAAUAUAAAAGCUGUUUUUAAUAUACAUGAAUAAUUUCAAUGAUUUGAUAUGUUAUGGGCAUUUUUCAUGUUAUUGUUAAUGAGUAUUUUUUACCACUGCAGUAAAUUGUCAAAGAAAAUAAUUACCGUCUUUAUCAGAGUUCAGAUUAUUAAAAAAGAUAAUCAGCAAUACAAUGUGUAUGGAAAACAAAAAUAAUCCUGGAUAAGUUUUAUACCUAUCAAAUUACAUAUCAGCUGUUCUGAUUGCAGUUCUGGCAGUUAAAAUGCAAGCAAUUUGGCAGUUUAGUUGCAAUUUUGUUUUACAAUGUAUUUGUAUGAUUGCAAAGUAAUUAUUUGCCUGUAAUGACUUGUUUGAGGUCUAUGGUGUGAAUAUUACAUGUAGAUCUGUUGUUUGUAUGACUGUAUAAGUUCGUGUUUAAAAGGUACUUUUGGUUUCAGUGAGACCUUACCAGUUUUAAGUCUGGCAUAUGGUCAUUAAAAUCUGAAAAUACUAGUUAUGCAAGAAAGAAGCUUUAAUGAGAAAGGGUAAAUAUGUGGUUUCAUUAACAAACUGAAAUAUUUGUUUAUAAAUAUUUCUUACAGUUGUCUGUGCAGUAGCUUAGCAACCUGUUAGGCGCGAACGCCCAUGCUGACCUGUAUAUGAUUUUCACAAGCAUGGUUUGUUAAUUAUUUUUAAAAAGAAAUAGAUUAUGUCUUCAAAUAGAUGACAAAAUGUUUAAGAGCUGUUCUAUAAUUCAAAUUUUACCAGAGGAAUCUUACCCUGGCAUCCUCCUAAUUUAUGUGCCUGCAGGUCAGAGACCACCAAUUCAAAAAAGUACUAUGCCCGAUCUAUGUAUUGAGUACUCUACUUUGAAAGUUCAUUUAAUAUUUCUUUCAUUGCUUCAGUGGUUGUCUAUACUUCAAUUAAGAGAUGACUGGAAGAAAUUUAGAAGAUAAUAAGUUCAUUAUUUAGCAAAACAAGGAAGGGCACAUUGUUUUGUUUGUUUUACAAAAUAAUCUCUUUAUUAAUGCCCCUUGUGCACUACAUUUUGCAAAGGAUUGGGGUGUAUAUUGGCUAAUAACUGGGAUCUUCAUAAAUAAUUAAGGAAAUAUACACUAUAAUACAACUUAUCCUGAAAGAAGCAUUACCAUACCGCUGGUAUUCCUUUAUGACCAAAAUUGUUUAAACAAAUAUAUCUAUUGUUAUUGAAAAUGGGGUCCGUUUGCAUUCAUUAGGAGGAAGGCAUAAAGUAAAGAAUAUAUGGUUGUAAUGUUAAAGAUUCAAGAAAUACAAAUCACUGAGUGGGACUUUAAGUUUUCUUAGUUUUUUAAUUGAUUGUUCUUCUUCACAGAAUUGUUGUUUUAUGACACAUUUUAGUUUAUUUAAAGUUUCUGUUGUUUAGGGUAGUCUAAGUACAGAUUUUUGUUAAUGAUUUGUUUUAAUUUUUAUGUUUCUCGGGUUGCAAGUUGUAAUGAAAAACAGUUGCAAGUUGUAAUGAAAAAAACAUUUCACAGUUUUUGUUGUAUUUUAUUUUUUUGAGCGGCCAUGUUACAACUACUACAAGUUUAUGAAUUUCAAAUUUUGAAUACAUUGGAAAAUAUGAUUUAUCACCAGAAUUUUAGAACAGCAAAUUUGACGUGACUUUUUUACAUAUUGAAGGUUGUUAUGUAUAAAAGAAUUGUCAGACGUCGAAAAAUUAUCAGUUUUCAACAAGAGUGGUUGUUUGUUUAUCCCAGAAUGUCUGUGAUUAUAUACUGAAAAAAUGUUUUGAUAGUUAUCUAUGUCAUUAGUAGAUUUUAUACAUCUUGUACAUACUGUACAUUCAUAUAAUCAUAAGUGCUAUAAAUUUUAUAUGUACUACAACAUUUUUGAAAGCUAUGAUUAUUAAAAUAGAUUUGCAUCAUUUUGAUGCUGAGAAUAUA